Molecule: messenger RNA, 804 nt
Organism: Funneliformis geosporum
Lineage: Eukaryota; Fungi; Glomeromycota; Glomeromycetes; Glomerales; Glomeraceae
Source: the annotation of a GenBank genome assembly
AUGUCUCCUUUAACAUCCCUUCGUGAUUAUGAAACAUUCUUUGAAAUUAAGCCAAAUCUUUAUCGUGCAACAUUUCCUUUAAAAUUACUGCUAGGUAUAUCCUAUCCUGUGGCAGUAUUUUUGAUUCACAUACCUUUUACCAAAGAUUGGAUUUUAAUUGACGCCGUAGAUCCAGAGAAUGUAUCGAAACUAGCCGAAGCACUUGAUUCACAUUUCAAAUCAUUUCCCGGUUACAAUUUAAAAUAUAUAGCAAUAACUCAUGGUCAUUUUGAUCAUACAGGAGCUUUACUCAGAUUAUUAGAUGAUCAUAAAGAUGCUAAAGUUGUUAUGGGAGAUGCCGAAGUUCCUUUCGUUGUUAAUGGAAAGAAAUACAAAGAACUUCAUGGAGAAACUUUAUUCUUUCGGAUAUUUUUAAAAUAUUUUGGUAGAGAAAGUGAUGUAGCUUUAGGAAGUGAAGAUAGAAUUGUUGCUAUUAAAAAAGGUAGCGAACAAGAAUUCGAAUUUUAUAAUACUUUGAAACCAAUUUUUACGGUUGGGCACACACCUGGAUCACUUUCAUAUUUACACGUCUCAACAAAUAGUGUAUUAGUUGGAGAUUUAAUUUCCAACAUUUCUUAUUUACCUGGCUUUUUUAAUGAGGGCAUCAGUAUAAUUCCAUCUGCUUCUAGUGUAUCGGAUAAUAAGGAAUCUAUAAAGAUAAUUUAUCAAAUGGAAAAUGAAAUUAAAGUAGUGUUUCCUGCUCAUGAUAUUAGUCCGGAUGGGAUUAAUAUAGAGGAUAUAAAGAAAUUUAGUCAAUCAAUUUAA